AUGGAUCGUCGAGGAAUUAUUUACCUUGCAAAAGGUAAUGGAAAACAAAUUUAUGUGAUUUGCAGUGAGAGUGGUCAAAUUUUAGACAAGAUGGGAUAUAAUUGUAGAAGACCAUUUCCUACAAAGUUUAAUCUGUUUUUUAGCUUGUCUCUGGAUCGAAACGAUAAUUUAAUGAUUUCUUGUUAUGAUGAAAACCAUCGUCCAGCGAUCAAAGUUUUCACAAGAAAUUUACACUUUGUGAAAAGUAUCAGAUUGCCAUUAUAUAAUAGAAAUGCAAUUAUUUAUGACUCUAUUUCAGAUGGAUGCUUGUUACAAACAGAAGAUGCAUGGUUUUAUUUGUCCAAAGACUUUGAUGUCAUUUCACAAAAGACAAUUUGGGACAAGCAUGGCUCAUUUUCAAAUGGCGUUCUUUAUUGUGUGGAAAAUGCAACGAUCACUUGCUACAAAUAA
Messenger RNA from Naegleria fowleri, 450 nucleotides. RefSeq lists its product as uncharacterized. The transcript has a single exon. Bases 1 to 450 code for a protein of 149 amino acids. NCBI's taxonomy places the organism in Eukaryota, Heterolobosea, Eutetramitea, Acrasida, Naegleriidae. The record is from RefSeq and is a predicted model, not a curated record.